Messenger RNA from Bufo bufo (common toad), 1787 nucleotides. It is a transcript of the gene WDR77, whose product is annotated as WD repeat domain 77. The transcript has 10 exons. Lineage: Eukaryota; Metazoa; Chordata; Amphibia; Anura; Bufonidae. The coding region runs from base 91 to 1086 and encodes 331 amino acids. The record is from RefSeq and is a predicted model, not a curated record. Gene Ontology annotation, cellular component: methylosome. Gene Ontology annotation, biological process: oocyte axis specification. Gene Ontology annotation, molecular function: protein binding.
CGGGUGGGCGGAGUCUGGAGGCGCGUUCUUGACGUGAAGGCGUAACGCGGUGGAUUUAGCCUUCUCCGAAGUACUACACGUGCCGGGAACAUGAGCAAAGAGAGUCCGUGGGGGAGCCCCAUCAGGGCCCCGGCCUGUAUGGAGAGCCAGCUGGGAGCGGUGCGGUACCGCAGAGAUGGUGCCAUGCUCCUCUCCGCCUCUAGCCUGAAUUCUCGCACUUGGGAAGGUUCCAUCUGGAUUUUCAAAGAUCCUACAGAAGCUCCGAAUGAGAGCCUGUGUACAGCCGGAGUACAGACAGAGACCAGCAUUGCAGAUGUAGCCUGGGUCCUGGAGAGAGGAAUCCUCGUGGCUUCAGAUUCCGGGGCUGUGGAACUGUGGGAGCUGCUGGAUAAGGAAUCUCUCCUUGUUAAUAAAUUCACCAAGUAUGAGCAUGAUGACAUGGUGACCACAGUCAGUGUGUUUGCUGGAGGGACGCUAGCUGUCAGUGGAAGCAAAGAUUUCAGUGUGCAGGUCUGGGAUCUCUCUCAAAAAACCUCACUGAAGUCUUAUAAAGCGCAUUCCAACCAAGUGAAUUGUGUUUCUGCGUGCCCUGGCAAAGAAACGAUUUUUCUCUCUUGUGGCGAGGACAAUAGGGUGCUACUGUGGGACACAAGGAAUCCUAAACCUGCCAAGAGCAUUAAUGUCUGUGCCCCAAAUGUUUCCCCUACUUACGUGACCUGGCACCCUGACAAAGACGACAUGUUUGCUUGUGGUGAUGAAAUUGGAAAUGUGUAUAUUGUAAAUGUGACCAAUCCAGAAUCUGCUCAGGUAGUAGCGGCACAUUCCAGGUCUAUAACGGGGCUGGCCUAUUCUGCCCACAGUUCUCCAUUAUUGGCAUCCAUCAGUGAAGAUUGUUCCGUUGUGGUCCUGGACUCUGACUCUUCAGAAAUUUUCAAGGAUCAGUCGCACAAAGAUUUUGUGACAGGAGUGGCAUGGUCUCCAUCUGAUCUCUCCAGCUUCACUACUGUUGGAUGGGACCACAAGGUACUUCAUCACAGCCUCCCUAAGGAAGACAAACCGGAUUCACCGGCUGAGACACAAGACUAAAGGAGAACUACCACAUGUAAAAUAGUAAAUCCCUUUUAGUGUACAUGAAAAAUUUGAAACCUAUGUAUAGCUGUCAGUGCUGUUUCUGCACUACUCAUAGGUCCUCAUGCCAACAUUUUUCUACCAUACUUUGUUUUUGGGUUCAUUAUUGUCAAAAGGUCAUCAUGAUGGUCCGAACAUCCUAAUCGCCAUCUACAGGAUUGUUAGUUGCUAGCUUGAAUAGUGACUGGUUCGGGUGUAUCAAAGUGCUAUCAUGAGGUCCUAAGACUAGGGCAUCUGCAGUCUUCUGCUCUGUGGUUUCACUGAGAAGUAUUAUAUGUAUGUACACUAAAAUGGAGUUAACAUCAUUGUACUGUAGACCUUCCCACGUUUGUACACCUGAUGACAGGUAAUGUGUCUUCUGAGGUAUCUGGGUGUACAUUCGGCAGCAUUCUUUUUUGCCACAUUGGCAGAUUGUGGUUUCCAAGCUCUUAUAAAUGACCAAUGGUCUGGGAGCACACGUUCUUUAGUUACUUACUUACUUUUUUGAGUUCAUGUCUUUAAAAAUAACUUUUUUGUAUUUCGCGUGUUAGAUACUCACUGUCUGUUAGUUGCAGUAUUUUCCUCCCAUUUGUUCUAUAGUACUGUAUUACUGAAUUUACAGUAGUAAUCAAAACUGCUUACAAUUUAUAUUGCAUCCUUUUAAUAAAACAUUGGCAGAA